UUUUUUUAAGUUGAAGUUGUUUAUUUCCUUGUUUUUUAAUGAAUGCUUCUCCUCACCCCCUUCUUAAUAACACUGUGUGGUCUAGAUAACUUGCUGAGAUUUUUCCAUGAUUUGGCCCCGUAGGACAGACUUGGGUUCUUGGUUGGAAAACCGACCUUCCAACCAAGCAGCCAAAGCAUCACAGUGCCACAGUGCCACCGGAUAUUUGUUUGCUGUUGUACUGGACUUGAGAACCCUUGAGCAUCAGACAGUAGACGUGGCUGUCAUUUGCAGUGACAGUAGGAAGUGUGUUGGCUCCCACUGCCCUGUCAAGUAGCCCAGCACUGUUCCUUUGUGCCAGCAUCCUUGGAAGCUCAGCCUUAGGGCCAGCGGCAGACCCCGCCUUGGUGAGUUUCCUGGUGCACCAGCCACAGCAGCCCCUUCUCUGGCUUGUAGGGUGAGGUCCACGCUCCCCAGAACUGAGCACUUGAACUCGGGUGCAGCGCCUCCUCGGGGCAGGGGGGAGCUCAGCCUAGACAGCUUUGCUAGGGAGUUGCCUUAAAGAAAGAAAGCGGAAUUGUCGAUCAACUCCAUUGCCUGCUUUAACACGAUUUUAAGCAGUCCUCUUCACUGUUUCCCUUCUGCAAAACUGUAAAUUGCCACCGACCUGCACCAAAAAGAAGGGCGCUUAAAAGCAAAUCUCAUUCUCUCUUCUCACCCUCCCUUCCCUCUCACCCUCCCUUCCUCUCCAGCUCGCUCCCUCUCCCUCCCUUCCUUGCUCCUGCGGCAACCGCUAGUCUCUCGGUCUGUGUCUUUCAGACCGGACUAAGCAACUUCUUGAUUAUUUCUCAGCUCUCUUUCCAUCUUUUCCACCCUUUGCCAUGAACUGGACCGACAGACGUGGGAGAGGCAUUGGUUUCUGCCCCAGGGAAUGGCGUUUCGCGUCCUGGGGCAGUGCCGAGAAGGAUCGGCCAAGGAAAAAGAAAGAGUGAGAGAGAAAGAGCAGCGGGAAGGAAGAGAAGGGAGACCUCCAUCUGCCUUGGGGCAGCGCGCAGCGGUGCGCGCCCAGCUGCACCGGGAAUGGUCCGGAGCUCGCCUUGCGCCCCCGGCCCCUUCAGCGUCAGCGGCCCGGGUGUGCGGGAUGCACUGGGCAAUUUUUAAAAUCGAGAAGUAGGAAGAGACCCUGGAGCACAGAAGCCGGGGUUGGGGGUGGAGCAGAAAAAAAUUUAAAAGCUAUUCCAAGAGAAAAAAGGCGAAGUCUGUUCGUGCUAGCUUUUAGCUCGAAGAAGUCUUUUUGGAGCAACUAGCCUUCUCCAGGAGUUACCCGAAAGCGGAAACUUUCCGUGGAUUGUGGGCCGGGAGGGCGAGGAGGGAUUAGGAGGGUGGGAUUGGAAGGACGAGCGAGUGCGCGCGUGUGUGGCGGGGCGAGGGCGUCGGGGGGCCAUCCGGGAUUCGGUGAAGAGGGCACAUCAUGGCAGUGCCGGGCGAGGCCGCCGGAGUCCGAGACCAGCCCGGCCGCGGUGGGGGGAAUCAAGCCCCUGCGAUGGGCUGGGACCGCGUCCGCCGCGCCGGCCCCGCACGGCGGCGGGGCUCGGGCUCGGGUUCCCGGGGCUGCGGGGGAGCCCUGGGGCUGCAGCCGCUCCGCUCCCGGAAACUUUCCUCGGCGCUGUGCGCGGGCUCCCUGUCCUUCCUGCUGGCGCUGCUGGUGAGGCUGGUCCGCGGGGAGAUCAGCGGUGACCUGGAGCAGAGAAAGGAGGCGGCGGCCGAGGAGGAGGAAGCAGCCUUGGGAGCAGAAGGGGGCCUCUGCCCCUGGCCUCGGGGAGGUGCUCCCGGGGGCGGCGCGCCGCUGAGCCCCUGGCUGCAGCCCUCGGCGCUGCUCUUCAGUCUCCUCUGUGCCUUCUUCUGGAUGGGCUUGUACCUCCUGCGCGCCGGGGUGCGCCUGCCUCUGGCCGUCGCGCUGCUGGCCGCCUGCUGCGGGGGGGAAGCGCUCGUCAUGAUCGCCUUGACUAGCGCGGUCAGGACCGUGUCCCUCAUUUCCUUAGAGAGGUUCAAGGUCGCCUGGAGACCUUACCUGGCGUACUUGGCCGGUGUACUGGGGAUCCUCCUGGCCAGGUACGUGGAGCAAAUCUUGCCGCAGUCCGCGGAGGCGGCUCCGAGGGAGCAUUUGGGGUCCCGGCUGAUUGCUGGGACCAAGGAAGAUAUCCCGGUGUUUAAGAGGAGGCGGCGGUCCAGCUCCGUGGUGUCCGCCGAGAUGUCGGGCUGCAGCAGCAAGUCCCACCGCAGGACCUCCCUGCCCUGUAUUCCGAGGGAACAGCUCAUGGGACAUUCAGAAUGGGAUCACAAACGAGGGCCAAGAGGAUCCCAGUCUUCAGGAACCAGUAUUACCGUGGAUAUUGCCGUGAUGGGCGAGGCUCACGGCCUCAUCACCGACCUCCUGGCAGACCCUUCUCUGCCCCCGAAUGUGUGCACGUCCUUGAGGGCCGUGAGCAACCUGCUCAGCACGCAGCUCACCUUCCAGGCCAUCCACAAGCCCAGAGUCAGUCCUGUCGUUUCCUGCAGUGAAAACUACACCUGUUCUGAUUCUGAAGAAAGCUCUGAGAAAGAUAAACUGGCUAUUCCCAAGCGCCUGAGAAGGAGUUUGCCUCCGGGCUUGUUAAGACGCGUUUCAUCGACUUGGACAACCACCACUUCAGCCACCGGUCUGCCCACCUUGGAGCCGGCACCAGUACGGAGGGACCGGAGCGCCAGCAUCAAACUGCAUGAUGCACCUUCAUCCAGUGCUGUUGGUCCUGAUUCUUGGAAUAAUCCAGUGAUGAUGACUCUCACCAAAAGCAGAUCUUUCACUUCUUCCUAUGCUGUGUCUGCAGCUAAUCACGUAAAGGCCAAAAAGCAAAAUCGACCAGGUGCCCUCACCAAGAUUUCACCUCUGUCGUCACCGUGUUCCUCACCUCUCCAAGGGACUCCUGCCAACAGCCCUGUCAACAAAAUUUCCGCUGUGCCAUUUCCAGAACCUGCUGACUCAGCUCCCAAGCAAGGCCUAAGUUCUCACAGGGUUUUAACAUAUACUCAGAGUGCUCCCGACCUGUCCCCUCAGAUCCUGACUCCACCUGUUCUGUGCAGCAGCUGUGGCAGACCGUAUUCCCAAGAGAAUCCUGCUGAGGGGACCCUGAAGAGAAGUGGUGCUGCUGCUCAGACUGCGAGCAGGACAGAUGACACUGCCCAGGUUACCUCUGACUAUGAAACCAAUAACAACAGUGACAGUAGUGACAUCGUACAGAAUGAGGAUGAGGCUGAGUGCCCACAAGAGCCACUGAGGAAAGCUUCAGCCUGCAGCAGCUACGCUCCUGACGCCAUGAUCUUCCUGGACAAACCAGUUCUUGCUCCCGAGCCUCUUGUCAUGGAUAACCUGGACUCAAUCAUGGAACAGCUAAAUACUUGGAAUUUUCCCAUUUUUGAUUUAGUGGAAAACAUAGGAAGAAAAUGUGGCCGUAUUCUUAGUCAGGUAUCAUACAGACUUUUUGAAGACAUGGGCCUCUUUGAAGCUUUCAAAAUUCCAACUAGGGAAUUCAUGAAUUAUUUCCAUGCUUUGGAGAUUGGAUACAGGGAUAUUCCUUAUCACAACAAAAUCCAUGCCACGGAUGUCUUACAUGCUGUCUGGUAUCUCACUACCCAGCCCAUUCCAGGCCUCUCGACGGUGAUUAAUGAUCACGGAUCCGCAAGUGACUCGGAUUCUGACAGUGGAUUUACCCACGGACAUAUGGGCUAUGUGUUCUCAAAAAUGUCUAACGUGCCGGAUGAUAAAUACGGAUGUCUGUCAGGGAACAUCCCUGCCUUAGAGUUGAUGGCACUGUACGUGGCUGCAGCCAUGCAUGACUACGAUCACCCAGGAAGGACUAAUGCUUUCCUGGUUGCCACUAGUGCUCCUCAGGCGGUGCUGUAUAAUGAUCGUUCGGUUUUGGAGAAUCAUCACGCAGCUGCUGCAUGGAAUCUUUUCAUGUCCCGGCCAGAGUAUAACUUCUUAGUGAACCUUGACCAUGUGGAAUUUAAACAUUUCCGUUUUCUUGUCAUUGAAGCAAUUUUGGCCACUGACCUGAAGAAACAUUUUGACUUCGUAGCCAAAUUUAAUGCCAAGGUGAAUGAUGAUGUUGGAAUAGAUUGGACCAAUGAAAAUGAUCGCCUGCUGGUUUGUCAAAUGUGUAUAAAGUUGGCUGAUAUUAAUGGGCCAGCUAAGUGUAAAGAGCUCCAUCUUCAGUGGACAGAGGGUAUUGUCAAUGAAUUUUAUGAACAGGGUGAUGAAGAAGCCAGCCUUGGGUUACCCAUAAGCCCCUUCAUGGACCGGUCUGCUCCCCAGCUGGCCAAUCUUCAGGAGUCCUUCAUCUCUCACAUUGUGGGUCCUCUGUGCAACUCCUAUGACUCGGCGGGACUAAUGCCAGGAAAGUGGGUGGAAGACAGUGAAGAGUCAGGGGAUACUGAUGAUCCAGAAGAAGAGGAGGAAGCAGCAGCUACACCAAAUGAAGAAGAAACCUGUGAAAAUAAUGAAUCUCCAAGAAAGAAAACUUUCAAAAGGAGGAAAAUCUACUGCCAAAUAACUCAGCACCUCCUCCAGAAUCACAAGAUGUGGAAGAAAGUCAUUGAAGACGAGCAGCGGUUGGCAGGUGCCGAAAAUCAGUCCCUGGACCAGAACCCUCAGCAACACUCAUCGGAGCAAAUCCAGGCCAUCAAGGAAGAAGAGGAAGAGAAAGGGAAACUGCGAGGAGAGGAGACUCCAACGGCAGAGCCAAACCAGUGACAGUGGAUAGACCGAGCUGUGUUUCUAACAGAUCAUCUGUCCCAGACUCUUCCAAGCCAGCACAACACUUAGACACAACACUGUAGAAAUGUGAGAGGACGGCCAAUGACUAUUGUGUUUGGGGAUUCUUCAACAUUUUCGUGUUUAUUUUUACAGUGAGGUACAUUGUUUAAAAAAAAAAAAAACAACUCUUAUUCAAAGAAGCUUUCACAUUGCAACACCAGCUUCUAAGGAUUUUUUUAAAGGAGGAAAUAUAUAUGUGUGUGUGUAUAUAAGCGCCCACGUAGAUACAUGUAAAACAUAUUUACACACAUGUGCGCACACGUACACACUGAAAGCCAGGAUUGCUGGCUCCACAAUUUAGUAGCGUUCAUAUUAAGAUAUAUAGUGGUCACUGUGAUAUAAUACAUCAUAAAGGAAAACAAAUCACAAAGGAAAUGGUGCAGCUCAGCAAGGAAACAGUGCAGUAAAUGUAGGUUACCAACUAAGCAGCUUUUGCUCUUAGGGCUGAGAGAUGAAAGUUCCAGAGCAUUAUUGAAUUCUGAUCCAUCCUGCCAACACUGUGUGUGUGUGUGUGUGUGUGUGUGUGUGUGUGUGUGCGCACGCAUGCUUGUGAGACUGUGUGCACAGAGUUUGAAAGGGUGCCUGUGUGCACGCGUGCGGGAAGAGAUUUGUGUGGUUUUCGUUGUCCGUAGACUAGCUGAAGCAGAUGACUCAGUACAUGUGAACAAACUGAAGGAAAUUCACUCCCGAGUGUCUUUGAGAGGGGGUCACUUCAAAUGCCCUCCUCCACUUAGCUCAAUAAAGGUCCCUUUGUAGAUGGAGGGCACUCACAGGCUGGGGGAGAGGGCCGUGUGACUGGUACUACUGCGAUGCACCACUUGGAGGCGUGCUGUCACCAGCCUCAAACCUGGAGGCUGAGCUAUUUUCGAGGCGACUCGCCUAAUGAAUGUAUAGGAGCCGUUUGUGAGUAUGUAUGUCACUCACCUAAGAUCAAAUCACCGUUUUUAAGUGGAUGGCGUUCUUUACAUAUACACACCUAAAGAGCUGGAUUCAGGUCUUUUAAUCAGGUUAGAAUUCUGAAGGAUGCCAGGAAUGGCCUGGGAAAUUACACUUCUCCUGUGUCUUCUUAAUCAUGCUACACAAUGUGUGAUAUGAAAAGAAGGGAGAAAAGAUACAGGGACACUCACGGUGGGUUCUAUAGUAAGAUGAAGGAGAACAUUUCAGUCUAGAUUUGGGUGUUGACCUAGGGAAGGACUUAUCCUUGGCCAGCUGUCAAUUGGCUGAUGACCUGAGUUGUGGAUUCCACACACUGCAUGUUGGGGUAGCUUCUACCUGCCCUCUGGCCCAUCCUCAUGCUUCUUUGAGCAGGGAAGAUUAUAGAGGGGUUGUUUGGGGAUUGGGCUGUCAUUGAAAGUCUUUUUGUUCUUCUGGUUUGUUUGUUUAUUGACACUUGUUUAUGCUGUGAGCCAAACCUCUAUUUAAAAAGUUGAUACUCACUUUCAAUAUUUUAUUUCAUAUUAUUAUAUAUGUCAUGAGUAGUUAUCUUGAUGUAAAUAUAAAGUUUUUUUUUGUUUCUGUAGAUAGCAAACUCUUUUUUAAAAAAAAGGGAAAAGGGAAACAUUUUUAUAAAGUUAUAUUUUAAUCGCCAUUUUUAUACAUUGUAGCUAUCUUCAAGACCAGUAGGAGAAGGAUGACUUAUUUGCAGGGAGAUCUGUGGACAGAGGCUCAUCUAUUCUAAUUUAAAUGAGAACCUGAUACAGUUAUUUUUGCCAGUUAAAUGAGAUGCUGCAAGAAUGCUUUUUCACUAGUAACUUUUGCUAACUGAAUAAAUUUUGGGUCCAUGACUCCCAGAUGAAAGAUUUUCUUAACCAAUACCAAAUUUUUAUAUAAUAGUUGAUGUCCGUUUCUUUCCAGUGAUUUUUGGCUCUAACUUCCUUCAGCACUAUUACACAAUCUUAGCGUCUAAGUAAAUCCUGAUGGUGAUAUCGACCAUUUAUUUCCUCUGAAAUCAUAGAAAGAAGUGUUCACAUGAAAAAAUACCUUUGUUUCUUAUAAACAAAUAUUGUAUUCUUCCAAACCAUGUACUUAUCAUAGCCCACUGCAUUUUUCAAAUAAGGUAAGAAGAAUACAAUAGUUGUGUAAAUUUUAACAUGGUUUCAAAAAAAUCAAAAUAAAAAAUAAACAUGGUUUCAAAGCAAAUUUUCCAAUAAGUAGGAAAAUGUAAAAAGGAUCCAACUGAUGCAGGCUCUACCUAAAUAAUUAGAAUAUACAUCAAUAUGUGUCUGAGUUAAUACUAGGUCUUUAUUAUAUAGGACUUACCAAGUUGUUUCCAUUUUCUUAAUAUUAUCUGUGUGUCUUUAUGUUUGAAAAAAAUCACUGUAAGUCAUAUUCAUUUCUCAAUGAUUUUAACUGCUAUCCUUCCCUUGAAAAUAAGAGGGAAAAAAAAGUGUUUAUACACACAUAUCCCUUUGCAUCUAAUUACUUACCAAAAUGAAUUAAUCUUUUUUCCCUUCUCCAAAUGCUAUACAUCUCUAAAAUAAUUGUAAAUUGGAGAAAAGGCCAGGUGUGGAGCAAGUGGAAUGGCAGAGCAGUUGUGAGUCAGUAUAGAACAUUCAUUGGCCAUUUUAUCACAGCCCGAGUACAAGCAGCUUGACCACCAUCGUGGGGUUCUCAGCACAUUGUCGGGUUUUGUUGGUUUUAAGGUACCUGAAAGAAUAGGAAUAGUAGUGGCCAAAGCAAUUGGAACCUCUUCACCCCAAACUGUGUUCAUUAAUCCAGACAGAUGGAAUAUUUUUAUUUGAUAAAAAAAUUGUCAUUAUAUUAGAGAUAGAAGACAAUUGAAAUAAAGGAUGGUGGAUCCACCAGGCGUGUGACUUUAAUACAGACCUAGUACAUCUCAAAGAUGUGCGUAGGGACACAAAAAGAGAUUUGUCUUAUUUGGCUAGCAUUGUUCUCUCCCUUCCUGGGAGCAGCACAAUUACCGUCUUCACUUCCAGAGCUUACUUCCUGUGGUGCCAAUGUAUUUGUUGCAAUUUACUACAUUUUUAUAUGAACCUAUUUAUAGGUGCCAUUAGAUAAACUCAGGUCUUUCAAAUGAAGGAAUUUCUAUCCCUCUUUGAGAAAAGGAUCUUAUAUAGAAGUGGCGAGACAAUGGUAGGACAAGUUGUACCUGGUUCUCUGGAUGCCUGUGGUUGCUCUCUGUUAAGCAAAGACCAGGUGUAUUCUGAGUGUCAUCGAUGUUAUUUUCAGCAUGCUAAUCAUUUCUAGUUCUCAUCUAAGCCGACUUGUAGAAUCUUGUUUCCUUGGUGAAAACACCACCUCUCUCUCUCUUUUUUUAAACUCGAAAUUCUAUUGUCGUUUAUAGAAGACCUGGUUUUGCUUUCAGUGACAGGUAAAUACCAGCUUUGUACAAGGAUGUAUCUGUAUUGUUCUUCAUCUGACAGGUGAAGGAAUUUCCCAGUAUUACAUUUAAGGAAGUAUCCACUUUUUCAAACUAGAA
Messenger RNA from Tupaia belangeri chinensis (Chinese tree shrew), 8270 nucleotides. It is a transcript of the gene PDE3A, whose product is annotated as phosphodiesterase 3A. Lineage: Eukaryota; Metazoa; Chordata; Mammalia; Scandentia; Tupaiidae. Gene Ontology annotation, molecular function: 3',5'-cyclic-nucleotide phosphodiesterase activity. Gene Ontology annotation, biological process: signal transduction. The record is from RefSeq and is a predicted model, not a curated record.